GAAUUAAGACCCUGCGCAAUUUUUCAUUUUGAGUGGGAUUGGCCAAAAAGUGCCAAGUCUUUUUUAAUUUAUGGCAAUGAUGAAUGCAUUGGAAAUAAUAUCAAGAAAAACAAAUUCACAUUUUGUGAUGCAAAACCAACAGAAACAUACAGGAUUAAACUAUAUUCAAUGUGUGGAUCUAUCAGAAGUGAAUACCCUGUUACAACUUCUAUAACAGCAGAUGAUGUUCCAGGAAUAGAUUCAGAUUCUAUCAAAGUGAUAUUAGACGACACAAAACCUUGGGAAAAGGCAACAAUAUCAUGGAAAAUGCCUCCUGGGGUAGAACAUGUAUCAGUGGCUAUUAAGUCACAUCAUCUUCAGGUUGCUAGGAAUCGACUACAUUCUGUUUAUCACUCCAAAGCCAGUCCAUAUGUUGAAAUAAGACAGGAGAUUCACAAAAAAAACUUUGUUGAAUUUGUCAAGCUGAAUGAUGAAAGUGAAGAUUACCUGGUUGAAAUAUAUUCUAUGGUUGCAGGACGCAGGCAGCCGCUGCCAACAACAUCAAUCUUUAGAUUGGGGCUUAUGGCACCGUCUAACUUGAAGGUAUCGCUUGACAAAGUCAGUCCUUGGGCGGUGUUUCAUUUGACAUGGGAUUGGCCGAAAGGUGCCAAGUCAUUCUCGGCGUAUGUUGAUUCUAGGAUCAUCGAAAAAGAUAUUAAGGAUAACAAAUUAAAAGUUAACGUUGCACAUCCUGCAAAACAAUAUCACAUUAAAUUACUUUCGCUCUGUGGAACUAUUAGUAGCAGACACCCUGCGGAAAUUACUAUAAGUACAGCAACAAUAAGUUUGGUACAAGCAGACACCGUAAAGUGGGAACCAGAUUCUCAGAAACCUUGGGAAAAGGUCUUGAUGCGAUGGGAUCGGCCGCCACAAGUCGAAUGGUUCAAGAUAAAUAUUAGAAAUGUAUACGGUAGAACAGCUGUCACAAAAGAAAAUUAUCAUGAAAUUGCAGCCGAAUCUGAAAAUGUGGAUGUUAGUAUUUAUUCUGGCAUCGGUGAUGUCCAAAGUCCCACAGCAUUAUCAGUCAAGUACAUAAUGGCUGAAAUGCCAGAGAUAGAAUCGAAAUCUAUUAAAGUGGUGUUGGAUGAGGCAGAACCUGGAAAAAUUGCUACAAUAUCAUGGGAAAUGCCAGUGGGAAUAGACUUCGCUUCGGUGGAUAUACAGCCACGUGGUAAUAACCCACUCCCGGUCAGAUUGGGAAAAAAUGGUAAAAAAACAGAAGAAAACUUUGUAACGUUCAAGAGUAAUGGUGUUACUUCUGAAUACAAUGUCAAAAUAUAUGCCGAGGGAUCAACAAGAAAGCAGUCGAGUCCAGCUUCAACAACUGUUUUAAUGGGGCUAACUUCUGAUGAUAUCAACAAAAUACUCCAAAAAGAAUAUUCCAGCCCAUCCACUCACAAGAAAAACAUCAUGAUGCCUAUGAUUUCAGAAGACGGUGGUAGCUGUAACAUCAGCUUAGUAGAAUUUGUUAAGAAAUCUGUGGGACAAGUCAAUGUCAUUAAAGGAGGGCAUUACAGUGGAAAAACUACGAUCUGUCAUGAAAUUGACCGUACUAUAUCAUCUUCCAAAACAAGGGUUCUUCAAAUUCAGAGUAAAAAUAAUAAAAAUACCUAUCUGGAAGAUAUUAUAUUACUAUCGUUGAAUAGACAUGGAGUAAAUCUGGUCAAAUAUGAAAUACAACGAUAUGUAUCGUGGAUGGAAGAAAAUGACAAUAAAAUUACGUUCAUAAUAGAUGAUUUUUUGUAUUCUCAUCUAGACGAUAAGACAAAUCUUUCAUAUGACAUCGUAACAAGAAAUCGAUUUCCAAGAAGCAGUGUUUUCAUUACAACUCAUGAAGAUGACAUGGGCAAGCCACUAUUUUUUCCAACAAUAUUUCAUAUUGGUGCGCAAAGUGUUGAAGGCAUUGAAAAGUAUUUAACAGACCAAGGGAAAUUGAAACUUUGGAAAGCAGCUUUGCAGCAUUUCUCAGAUGCUUGCAUCAGAUUCGACCAUCUUUAUCAUCUUAUGAAACUUUUAAAACCAGAAAAUAAAGAACACCUGCAUUCUGCAGCAUGGGUGAUGGCUAAAGUGUACACGUACAUUAACCGAACCGAAAAGGAAAAAGGUGCUUUUAUAGCGGAAGUCAAUCAAUGUCCCCAAGCGAGUGAAUUAAUGGGUUUUGGCAAAGUUGAUGUCUCAAAUUUAUCUGUGCAUGAAAAAUUCGUUUUCUCAUUGUAUACUGUCUUUUUUUCAGGAAGGACUGAUGCAUUAACAACUCUGCUUGUGAAUUGCGCUGACACCAAAUUCUUGCUGUUGUGCGCUGGAUUCUUUGAUUCUAAAAAUACCAAGGAGUUGUUCAAAGUUUUGCCUGUCAAUUAUCUAUCCAUAGCAAAUUCUGGCUUGACAAAAAAUCUUUCAUUCUUAGGAGCCAAAAACGUAUCUUUUGUUCCCAAACUUGGGAAAACUUUUUUCAGAAAUUUUUUAGAAACAAUGAAUAAAACGGAACUAGUGAAGAAGUUUUUUCCAAAUUUAUGAAAUUGUAGAAAAACAUAAUUUACAAUCAAUAGUUUGUUAAAUUGUUCCAAUGUAUAAAAGCAUGAUCCAAGUUUUAGUUAUAUAUGAAUCUUCAUACAUCUAGCAGGACUGUGGAACUGGUUAAUACUGUAGAAAUGUUUAAACUCCGAUUCCACAAAUCUGACCUCAACUUUUGAACCACAAGUUGUUUUUUCGAUUUAGUCUCAAUAAAUAACAGUUACUUUAUAUCAAUGGUUACGUCGUUUCAGACAACCUUCUGUACAUGCGGGAAAACCAAUUAGUAUGAAAUCUUCCCGUUUUGCAUAGUUUUCCUAAUUUUUUCACUCAGUUAUAGACAUUGGUGUAUUGAAAUCGAGAAAGUGUACCGAAUAUUUAGAUACGAUAUCAAAAUAGGUGCAACAUAGGUUUUGAAUGAAUGUGGAAAAUUAUCCACACAAUUCCUGUACAUUAUAGCAAAGUUUUUUUUUUGUAGCUUGUUCGAAAUCGAACAACAAUAUUUGCUGCAUUGUAUCAAGUUUUUUACUCAUUUCAAAGUUAGCCUCACUUUUCGUGUAACAGGCAUUCUGUUGUAUCUUAAUUUCUUUUAUUUAGUUUGUAGCAUUUGUGUGUGUUGUAAUUUGUUUUGGAUUCAUUAUAAUUUUGCUUCAGAUGAAUAAAACUGUAGAGUAAUUUUGAAGACCCUGAUUUUUAAGACCUUUAUGGAGGCUUCACUUAUCAAACAACGAAUAAUAAAAUCCCAUUACAAAUAUAUAUUUCGACAUCCGAUGAAAUAUAAUCUCACUGUGCGAGCUUAACCCAGCGUUCAUUAAUAAAUCAAAUAAUACCCAUGUGGUAAAUAUAAAUAAAUACUGUUCUAUUUAUGAUGAGAUUACCAUAUUUAUUAUGAGAUCGGAAAGGCGAUAAGACGGCUUUUUCAUAUGUCGAACCUCGGACUCUCGUUCAGUUAGUCUAUAUCGGGUAUUAGAUUACAUUCCCAGAUAUUUGUUUCAGAUUUUUGGAUUUGAUUGUUGAUGAAGCCGCAACCGACCAGCGAUUGCGUGAACUACACCCCAGCGGAGAAUAGUCGGUAUUCCCGAAGUAUGUGUACCAGGUUAGGGUCAGGCUAUAAUUUUAUUCUGAUUUUUUCCCUUUUUAUUUUUAUUACGAGUUCGGGGACUGUAUGUGUUAGCAGCCAAGUGAAUACCCCCC
This is a messenger RNA of Styela clava, 3741 nucleotides long. Lineage: Eukaryota; Metazoa; Chordata; Ascidiacea; Stolidobranchia; Styelidae. The record is from RefSeq and is a predicted model, not a curated record.